Molecule: messenger RNA, 844 nt
Organism: Erigeron canadensis
Lineage: Eukaryota; Viridiplantae; Streptophyta; Magnoliopsida; Asterales; Asteraceae
Product: kinetochore protein SPC24 homolog
Exons: 5
Coding region: 64-648 (194 amino acids)
Biological process (GO): regulation of chromosome segregation
Source: RefSeq, a predicted model, not a curated record
UUCCCUCCAUACUCAUUUUUCCCUUUGGAAAACCCUAGAAAACUCAAAGAUAGAAAAAACGAAAUGGAGAGAAAUAAUAAUAUAACUGUUUACAGCGAUGAAUUAGUGAAGAUAAUAUCAGACCCGCAGAAAGACAUUGAUUCCUUGAAUUACUGUCUUAAUACUUCACGUUCUCUCCGUUCCACUUCCCGUUCAGAUCUCGCUGCCCUUCAUUCUUCUCUUCAAGAUUAUCAAAAAAAGAUAGACUUAUGCAAGCAAAAAACGGAAGAUGCAAAGGCCGAAGUUGCUUUAGAUGCAGAGAUUGAUAUGCUGCAGAAAGAGUUGGAUGAAGAGCUUCAUAGGGCGACUUUGUUACAAGAGGAGCUUAGAGCUAUUACUGAUCAAAUUAAAGAUCUUGAUGAGCAACAAAGUUCGAUUGAAGAUAGAAAGCAGGUUCUGGAAAAACUUGAACAAGAUGAAAUGAAAUCCCAAAUGAAGCUCUCAAUGUAUGCAUCUGUAACAAGCAUCAUUCCGGAUUUGAAUGGUCAAUCCAAGAUAUCCGGAUAUAUUGUUGAUAAACAAAAGAAAGUGGUUGAAAAAUUCGAGCUCGAUUCUCAGGAGAUGAAUGAUUUUGAUACUUGUAAUGCAAUCUGGAAGAUGAUAACCUGAUGAUAAAUACUGAACUUUAGCUCUCCUCAUGGAAGCCAUUUGUAAGUUAACUUGUGAUUUGUGAUUAUGUUUAUGAUCAUCUGGAUUGUGUCAUUGCACAUUUUUCUGUGGAUGGAAUCCGUAUUUGUGUUUAUCUAUAUUCUGUAAAAAUGUUUUAAUCUGAUGUUCUAUCUAGCAAACUUUUUUAUGUUGUCUA